AUGAACGUUUUUUCAGUUUAUUGCACGCAUGCAGCUCACGUUUUUUGUGUUCAUAAGGCGGAGCUUGCGGUGGAACUCGAUCUGACGAAAGUCACUUCUGGCCUUGGGCUAGAAGUGGACUGGGCAGAUGGAAAGACUCUGUUCAUCAAGAGCGUUAAGGCUGAAGGUGCGGUGCCGCACUGGAACAAGAAGCAUGCUGCAAAUCCAGUUGCUGCUGGCGAUCGGAUCAUAUCCAUCAAUGGCAAGGCAGGCGAUCCCAAGGCGAUGUUGGCCGUCUGUAAGAAGGAGAAGCAGCUUUCAUUGUUGAUCCGGACUGGGGCUGGUGAUACCAGCACUGCAGCCAAGAAAGUGGCCUCGAGCAUAACCUCAGCUGUACAGCACUCACUGGCAGCGCUGCCAUCCUCGGAUGAUGGCGGAAAGUCGAAGCAAAGCCCCAAGUUCUUCGACUUCAACGUCACAGUGGACAUGGCAUUCCAUAGUCAACUUGGAUUGGACGUGGACACUGCAAGCGGAAAGUCCCUGUACGUCAGACAUCUGCAGGCAGGUGCCAUUGAGGAGUGGAACCGGAAGCAUCCAGCUCAUUUGUCCGUGCACGCUGGUGACCGAAUCGUUGCAGUGAACGGCUUUGCUCAUGAUGCUCAGGCCAUGGUCUCCUUGUGUCGCGAGCUCAUGCAGAGCCGCAGCAAGUUCCAGCUGCGAGUACGGGGCCCACCGCCACCUCCAAGCAAGAUAGAGAAAAGCAAGGAGACGCUGCGUGAGGACAAAGUUGAGGAGAAAAAACCCAGUGAUCCUGAUGGCAACGCCAACAGUAGCAGCAGCAAUAGCAGCAGCGCGGAGGAGAAGGCAAAGGACGCCGGCAAGAGCAAGGAGAAAGAUCGUGAAAAGACGACCAAGCAAAAGGACAAGGACAAAGAUAGGUCAAAGGACCAAGGAAGGGUAAAGGACAAGGAUGCAAGCAAGGACAAGGAGCGAGUCAAGGACAAGGAUCGCAAGAGCCGCGAACGUGAGCGAGAGAAGGACGGAGUCGGAGGCAAGGACAAAGAAAAGGCUAAGGACAAGCAGAACAAAGAGAAGAAAGACAAGGACAAGGACAGGGACGCUGACAAAGACCGAGGCAAGAAGCGAGCCAGGUCGCCUGAGGACUGA
Messenger RNA from Symbiodinium pilosum, 1146 nucleotides. NCBI's taxonomy places the organism in Eukaryota, Dinophyceae, Suessiales, Symbiodiniaceae. The record is from the annotation of a GenBank genome assembly.